This is a messenger RNA of Musca domestica (house fly), 826 nucleotides long. Its product is annotated as RING finger protein nenya-like. Gene Ontology annotation, biological process: homologous chromosome pairing at meiosis; protein sumoylation; reciprocal meiotic recombination. Bases 1 to 738 code for a protein of 245 amino acids. The record is from RefSeq and is a predicted model, not a curated record. Gene Ontology annotation, molecular function: SUMO transferase activity. Lineage: Eukaryota; Metazoa; Arthropoda; Insecta; Diptera; Muscidae. Gene Ontology annotation, cellular component: synaptonemal complex. The transcript has a single exon.
AUGUUCCCUUUGCACUGCAAUAAAUGUUUCUGCACUCGUAAAUUGGAACCAAAACGUUUAUUUAAUAUUUCACGUUGUGGACACAUUAUCUGCCAGCAGUGUCUCCAAUCCAAGUGUCGCAUCUGCUCGAAAUCCUACAACGCAAUUCCCAUACAAAAGGAAAUGCCAGCAUCAAUGCUUGAAUAUUUCGAUGAUCCAAUCAAAAGCUAUCGUCACUAUCAAAAAGUUGCAAAAUUUCAUUACGAUCAAGAACGAAGUCUCGGCAUCCAUUUGUAUAGGACAAAUGAAGCAGCAAUCCAGAAGGUCACCGCAGAGUUGCAAGCUUUUAAUAAAUUACAUAUAAAAUUAACGCAAACUAAGGAGAAAGAACGCGAACGCAUAAGAAAAUUAAAAGAAUAUAUUGCGUAUUUUGAACGACGAUUGGAACAGUCACGUUAUGUAAAACCACCCGUUGCAGCACAGCCACGAUAUCGGUAUCCCUCCCGUCAUAAGAAUACCCAAGAUAGCAGUGGUGUUAUGCCGGUGGUAGACUGUAUGCCACAAUUGACACAAACGGCUCGAUCGCAUUAUGCCCCACCCCGCAGUCCCACCUUGAGCAACAACAACAGUUCAGGCAGUGAAAAGACAAUAAGUGAGGUUUCCAGAAGGAUGUUGCGUACACCACCGCCACUUUUGCCCUUUUCGGAAUAUAAAAAGAAAUCCAAGAAAAGCCCAAAUCGAAAACAUUUCAACAUGUAACAGAAGAGAAAUUUAAAGUAUUUAUAAUUUACCAUAUUUUUUUAAAGGUUCCUAAAUUUAUCAAAGUAAAAAAAAGAAUUCGAAAAAA